Molecule: messenger RNA, 3642 nt
Organism: Mercenaria mercenaria
Lineage: Eukaryota; Metazoa; Mollusca; Bivalvia; Venerida; Veneridae
Product: neuroendocrine convertase 2-like
Exons: 12
Coding region: 77-1951 (624 amino acids)
Biological process (GO): protein processing
Cellular component (GO): Golgi membrane; trans-Golgi network
Molecular function (GO): serine-type endopeptidase activity
Source: RefSeq, a predicted model, not a curated record
GCUUGUGUCAAAUAUAUUCUUGUUUGAAGAGGACUUGAAACCAAGUGAUAAGCCGGCAAAUGUGUUUCAUCCAGACAUGAAAGCUUUUAAACAGUUCUUUGCUAAGAAAAUUUUACUUGUUAAGAAGAGAGAGAAAGUAAUCGUCAAGUAUUACCCUUGGAGAAAUGGUAGCCUUUCACAGCCUAAGACUACAUUUGGACGAUGGAUUCUGCGACCUCGAAAAUCUGCACAUAGCAAAAUAUGCUGGCCGUAUUAUGGCAUGGAUGUACAAGAGGCUUGGUCACUCGGCUACACUGGAGUUGGAGUACGCGUGGCAGUGGUUGAUAUAGGUGUAGAAAUGGAGCAUCCAGACUUGAAACAAAAUUUAGACAAGAAUUUUUCUUAUAGUUUCGUGGAUAGAAACCAUAGUGAUGUGAAUCCUCAACGAUUUCCGAGUUACUGGGAAACAGAAGAAAUUACUAGUCAUGGAACCAUGGCUGCAGGACUUAUAGCUGGGGAAUUUGGAAAUAACCAUUGCUCUUCUGGAAUUGCUUUUGAUGCAAAAUUAGCAGCUUUAAAGGUAUUUAGACUUGAAAAGAAUCCUAUAGCCUGGGCAGUCGAAGGGUUUGCAUUUUCAGUAGAACAUAUUCCAGCAGCAAUUGCAUACGAAAAAGACGGGAUAGACAUUUAUUCUUGCAGUUUCAAUCUGCAUAAUAAAUUUAAAUCGGCCACUCCAGAGAUGAGAGAUGCGUUAGAAAAAGGCGCGAAAAAGGGAAGAAAAGGCAAAGGGAGCGUUUAUGUAUUUUCUGCUGGGAACAACAAAGGACCUGUGUAUGACUGCAACAUGGAAGCUCUGGCGAAUAGCAUUUACACAAUUACCAUUUCCAGUGUUGGAGCAAAUGGUUCAAAACCGGCAUAUGCAAUUCCUUGCGCGUGCACAUUGGCAUCUACGUAUGGGGAAUAUAAUACACACGGAGGCUCGAAAAAAUUGGAAUCCACAACACAUGGUGGGAAAUGCGAUAACUUUAUGGGAACAUCAGCGUCCGCGGCUUUGGCUUCAGGAAUAUUUGCCUUAGCUUUACAAGCAAAUUCUGAUCUUACCUGGAGGGAUUUACAAUAUAUUACGAUUUUGUCAUCGUCGUUUGAAAGUCUUCAACACACUGGUCGAAGAAAAAUAAAUGCAGCAGGGCUACAGUAUGAUCCUUACUUUGGUUUUGGAUUGAUCAACGCUACAUUAAUGGUACUGAAAGCGGAAACCUGGAAAACGGUGUCACCACAAAAUAAACAAACAGUUCAUGAAAGUGAUAGUAAAAAAAUGCGAUUUAUCCCAGAAGAUACAUUGUUUAUAUCUCUACGAUUGGACAAUUGCGAGAAGGAAGAAAACUGUAUUAAAUUUUUAGAGCAUGUGCAAGUUAGUCUAAAAUAUAAUACGAAAAAAGAACCAUUGUUAGACAUAAUUCUGUGUUCUCCUUCUAAGACAUGCUCCUACCUACUGAACAGGAAAACGCAUGUCCAACAUAAGGCAUAUAAAGCUGAUGCCCUGAAAAGGCGUGUAACGAGGAAUUGGAAUUUCACAUCAGUGCACUUCUGGGGUGAAAAUCCUACAGGAAGGUGGCUAUUAUUUUUCCGUAAAGGCGCUACCAAAGGGAACGAGUCAAAAACUAGACACCUUUUACAAUUUAAGUCUGCAGUUCUGACUUUGUUUGGAACGUCGGUAGAGACAUUAGGAGCAAAUUACGUAAAAUCGAUACAAAAUGAGUCAUGGUUACCUAACGACACUGAGUGGUACAAGACAGCAGCGGGAAACAUAUUGAAAGACCUUUCUGAUACAGUUGUUGACGAAGUUUUUAACUAUGAGAAGGAAAUGACUAAAAAUCAAAACGACUAUAUGUUCUGGAUUUUGUUAAUUGUACACAUAUCCAUCAUUUUCACGGCUUGUGCUUUAAUCGCCCUAAUACGUUAUUGGAGAUAAAAUCUGUAAACAGAAGCAUAGAUUGCAACCAAGUAGAAUAAUUGUCGCACUUCCGCGUUGUGAUUUUACUAUACACUUUAAUAGUCAAUAAGCAACACUAAGUCUUGUUUAUUAAUAGUUAUAAUAUUUAUUAAAGUCUUUUAGAUUCUAAAGUCAUUUCUCACCAAAUUAUAAAAUAAAUAAAUAUUUCAGAGAUUAUAGAUCUAGAUCCAAAAAUUAGUUUAAGAAAAUAUUUAUCGGAAAUGAGUUAGCCAGAUGGUACCGAGGCCUAAACUGAAGCUUGGGCCAUUUGAGCCCUUCUUUUGUAUACUUUAGGUCAUGUGACAAUCACAUGCCUGUCGCCUUUUGCAGAAUACUCUGCAAUGAUUGGUCAAAGCUGUUUUACUCUUGGCUGACCAGCUCUGGACUGGUUUAGCCGAGACUUUCUGACCAAGUCACGUUUUCCUGACAUAUGGAGAAAAUUAUUCGGACUACUACUAAAAAUGGAAACAUGACUGACAGUUUAAUUGUUUUGACCUCUCAUUAACUGGGCAUUGGAAAGCCUGGGAUGGUCACUAACAAUACCUCAUCUGUCAUAUAGUCAUACUUAUAUAAAGCUUGACCGAUUUAAAGUACUUGUCUACCGACUAAUUAAAAAUACAGGAUAAGCGAUAGUAUUGCAUAUUAGCAGACACGGUUUGAUUGAGUCUGUUAUUGAGAGGUAAUGAAAUGUGCAACACCUGUCAAGACCCCGCCCCCCCCCCCCCCCUCCAUCCACACACUUACACACACUAGCACCGGCUUAAGCGGAAAUGCAUGCCUGCAGUCUAUUAAUCCAUUUCCAGAAGUACUAAUGAACAGCAGAACAGGUCUGUGGAAUAAGAAAGAUGUGGUAGCAAGUUAACUCUCUCCGAUCUGAAAUAUUUUUGUAACUGUACUAGGUGUGCGCUGCAGCAUUGUCAUUUCGAACAUGUUUGAAACCUGUCUACUUUUUUAUUUUUUCAAUGCAACAGUAGUAUCUUCGAAUCACCAUUUUUAUUGCACCAUUUUUAUUGCUAUCUGUACAGUUUUACCUUUGCUAGAAAAGAAUAUGUCAAUAAACAUACAAAACCUAAUUUUCAUUUAAAUACGUUUUACAAUUACUGACUCGCAUUAGAACUUUAGAGCAGGUGCAAAUUAGUCUAAAAUAUAAUACGAAAUAAGAACCAUUGUUCGACAUUAUUUUGUGUUCUCCUUCUAAGACAUGCUCGUACCUACUGAACAGGAAAAUUCAUGUCCCACAUGCUGAUGCCCUGAAAAGGCGUAUAAAGAGGAAUUGGAAUUUCACAUCAGUGCACUUCUGGGGUGAAAAUCCUACAGGAAAUUGGCUAUUAUUUUUCCGUUAAAGCGCUACCAAAAGAAACGAGACAAAAACUAGUGAGUUGACAUUUCUUUAGAAAUCGAUGCACAAUAUAGGGAAGACAUUUUUAUAAUCAACUCAUAACUUAUACGUAGUAUUACAUAUGGAUACAUAUAAAUAGAAAUAGGAAAGGUUUGUUGCUUCAUUGAUACUCCAGUUUACUAAUGUAAGUUUUAUAUCUGAUGAAAGACAUAUUGAUCAGCCAAUUACACUCUAAUUUGCCUGGAAAAAAUGAUUCACUAUUACAUUAUAAAAAAAUUUCACUGUAUACACGAAAUAAUUUACUUAUUUCCUAAUAUAUUUUUAUUCGUCA